Trichogramma pretiosum is the source of this 1352-nucleotide messenger RNA. It is a transcript of the gene mip40, whose product is annotated as protein lin-37 homolog. The coding region runs from base 111 to 941 and encodes 276 amino acids. The transcript has 5 exons. Gene Ontology annotation, cellular component: Myb complex; transcription repressor complex. The record is from RefSeq and is a predicted model, not a curated record. Gene Ontology annotation, biological process: negative regulation of transcription by RNA polymerase II. Lineage: Eukaryota; Metazoa; Arthropoda; Insecta; Hymenoptera; Trichogrammatidae.
UUUGUGUUGACGGAUUAGUAAAGCCAAAGCUUAACCUCCUGAAGCGAAGCGUUUGUUUUUAUCAAUUUUCGUUUGUUUCCACGCUUGUAAAAAUACCUAAUAACAUAACAAUGGGUAAAAAACGACCAGCCCCGUCUUCUGCUGCGGAUGACUUCAAAUUGGUUGACAUCAAAAACGAAAUAGUCGGAGAUUCCACAAUCGGCAUGGCGCGGGAUCGGUUCAAGGGCGCUUUAAGAGAACUGCUGCAUCACAGCGAUGAACACAAUUCAUCGGCAGAUUCUUCAGAUGAUACACCUAUGCCGGAGUUCAAAGCAACGCCCAAGAAAAUUCAUACCCCAUCGAAACCUAAAAUACUUAAUUGUGGCUUGCCACACAGAAGAACACCUAUGAAGAGGCGCAGACCAACAUUCCUGGAAUCAGCAUUCCACCAUACUUAUGUCAUGAAAUUAUUUGACAGGAGUGUAGAUCUUGCACAGUUUGAAGAAGAUACUCCUCUUUAUCCAAUUUGCAGAGCUUGGAUGGCCAAUCAACCUAGAAAUCCCAAUUUCGCUCCUAAAGCUAGGAGUCCAAGUCCAGAUGUAGAAAGAGAAAUAAUUGAUUCUACAAACAUCUACAAAGAAGGUAGUAAUGAAAUCAGAGAUGUUAUGUAUUUGCCACCACCUGCGCCAAACUAUGAAGGCUAUCCAAUGUGUAAAAUCCCUUUUCCUGUACGAGGAAUAAAAGAUGUCCUGGAUCUAGAUUAUGAAAAUAAAACUUUAAAGACUAAGGAAGUCCUAAUGAGUGAACAUACUGAUCAUUGGCGUAGAGUGAAGAAAUCAUUUGUAAAACAAGCAUUUGAAAAUGAAAAAAGAUACAGAGAAAGUUCAGCAGUCUUAGAUAUUAUUUUCAAAAGGUCUAGUUUAUUAAAUCUAGAAAAUCAAAAUUUUCUGGAAGAUGCAUAAUAAUUGUGAAUAAUUUUAUAUUUCAGAGCGCUUGCUGAGUUUGAAGCCAGUGUCUCAUAAAACAAAGAAUAAUUUUUAAAUUAAUUUUUUAAAAUAAAUGAUAUCUAUCUAUAUAGUAUAAAAAAUAAUCAAUUUAAUAUAUAGCCUUUAGAAUUAUAUAUUCUCACUGUAAAAAUAUAUGUACAAGAAUACUUGAAGAAUACAUAAGGAAUAGUUUUAGUGACAUUCAUAGCAAUAAAAUAUAAGUAUUAUAAUUAAUUUGCAUGGCGUAAGCUUUGUUUUUGAGAGAUAAUUGCCGGCAAUACGAUGAAUUUGUAUAAAUAGUGAAGAUUUUAAGAUUCACGCUUGCAUUCAAACUGAAUAUAUAAUUUAUAUAAAAAGGUAGCUACAUAAUAAAUAACAUAAGUUAAA